ACCGGGAGCGGGGCGGCGGCUCCGCCUCUUCCUGCGGCGGGCGCGAUGCCCCCGGAGCCCCUGGUGUGCGCCCAGACGGCCACGCGGGUGAGCUCCGUGCUGAACCGGGACGUGAAGCAUUUUGGGAAGCAGCACCUGUUCGAUGGCAGCGAGGAGACCUGCUGGAACUCAGACCAGGGCACAUCCCAGUGGGUCACCCUGGAUUUCCCCCGUCCUGUCAAGGUCUCAGAGCUCCACAUCCAGUUCCAGGGGGGAUUUUCCAGCCGGCUCUGCACGCUGGAGGGCUGCAGAACAGGUGAGGAACUGGUGAAAAUCUCGGAGCUGUACCCCCAGGACAACCAUGCCAUGCAAAGGUUCCAGGUGGAGGAGACUGUGCUGGAUAAGCUGAAGAUCACCUUUGGGAGCAGCACGGAUUUUUUUGGGAGGAUUGUGAUUUAUCACCUGGGGGUGCUGGGGGAGAGGCUCUAGAGGGGCUGUCCCCAAUUUUGGGGGGCUCUGAAAACCCCCCUGAGGGGGAUCCCUGUCCCCUGAGGUGACAUGGGAAGGUGUGGUGGCAAAAUUCUAGAAUGCUGAAGGGCAAAUUCCAAAAUUCCAGAAUGCUGAGGGGCAAAUUCCAAAAUUCUGAGGGGCAAAUUCCAGAAUUCCAGAAUGCUGUGGGGCAAAUUCCAGAAUGCUGAAGGGCAAAUUCCAAAAUUCCAGAAUGCUGAGGGGCAAAUUCCAAAAUUCCAGAAUGCUGAGGGGCAAAUUCCAAAAUGCUGAGGGGGAAAUUCUGAAAUUCUAGAAUGCUGAGGGGCAAAUUCUAAAAUUCCAGAAUGCUGAGGGGCAAAUUCUAAAAUUCUGAGGGGCAAAUUCCAAAAUUUCAGAAUGCUGAGGGACAAAUUCUAAAAUUCUGAGGGGCAAAUUCCAAAAUUCUGAGGGGCAAAUUCCAAAAUUCCAGAAUGCCAAGGGGCAAAUUCUAAAAUUCUGAAGGGCAAAUUCCAAAAUUUCAGAAUGCUGAGGGACAAAUUCUAAAAUUCUGAGGGGCAAAUUCCAAAAUUCUGAGGGGCAAAUUCCAAAAUUCUAGAAUGCUGAGGGGCAAAUUCCAAAAUUCCAGAAUGCUCAGGGGCAAAUUCCAAAAUUCUGAGGGGCAAAUUCCAAAAUUCCAGAAUGCCAAGGGGCAAAUUCCAAAAUUCUGAGGGGCAAAUUCCAAAAUUUCAGAAUGCUGAGGGACAAAUUCUAAAAUUCUGAGGGGCAAAUUCCAAAAUUCUGAGGAGCAAAUUCUAAAAUUCCAGAAUGCUGAGGGGCAAAUUUUCACCCAGUCUGCCCAAAAAUUUGGAUUGGGAUGGGCUGAGGAAGCA
Catharus ustulatus (Swainson's thrush) is the source of this 1337-nucleotide messenger RNA. RefSeq names its product nuclear receptor 2C2 associated protein (gene NR2C2AP). The transcript has 6 exons. Bases 46 to 468 code for a protein of 140 amino acids. The record is from RefSeq and is a predicted model, not a curated record. Lineage: Eukaryota; Metazoa; Chordata; Aves; Passeriformes; Turdidae.